This is a messenger RNA of Corythoichthys intestinalis (scribbled pipefish), 990 nucleotides long. RefSeq names its product chymotrypsin-like elastase family member 2A. The coding region runs from base 1 to 822 and encodes 273 amino acids. The transcript is spliced from 8 exons. Gene Ontology annotation, biological process: proteolysis. The record is from RefSeq and is a predicted model, not a curated record. NCBI's taxonomy places the organism in Eukaryota, Metazoa, Chordata, Actinopteri, Syngnathiformes, Syngnathidae. Gene Ontology annotation, molecular function: serine-type endopeptidase activity.
AUGAUUUGGUUUGUUACUUUCCUCUGCUGUGUCGGCCUGAUUGGUGCUGAGGUACCUUUCAACCACUACGUGAACAACCAGAGAGUCAUUGGAGGUAGUAAUGCCAAACCAAACACCUGGAAAUGGCAGGCUUCCCUGCAGCUAGAUUCCUACAACCAAGGUUCAUUUAGUCACAUCUGUGGAGGCUCCCUCGUGAGUGCUUUUUACAUCCUGACGGCAGCUCACUGUAUUCUCAGUAAGGAUGUCAGCCAGUACCGUGUAGUGGUAGGAGAAUACAACCUGUAUGAAUACGAGGGGAGCGAGCAGUUCAUUCAGGUUGAAAAGAUUCACAUGCAUCCCCAGUGGACGGGCAACCUUGGCAUUGGAAAUGACAUUGCUAUCCUGAGGCUGGCCAAGCCUGUUUAUCAUAACGGCUUUGUCGCUAUCGGUAACCUGCCCAGGGCAGGAGAAAUGCUGCCUCACAACUUCACCUGUUACAUCACCGGCUGGGGGAUCAUGGACUAUGAAGCAUCAAGCAUGACCCCUGACAUCCUGCAAGUGUCCCCCAUCAAAGUGGUGGAGCACGCAGUAUGUUCCCAGCAGGACUGGUGGGGAGGCAUCGCCCUGAGAAGCAUGCUGUGCGCCGGUGGCGAUGGAGUCGUUUCUGGUUGUCAGGGCGACUCUGGGGGACCCCUAAACUGCUAUACCGACGGAGAAUGGAGGAUCCACGGGGUGGUUAGCUACGGCCCAUCCGGGAGGUGCAACCAACUUUCCAAACCCACCGUCUUCACCAGAGUCUCUUCUUUCCAUGACUGGAUUUACUCUAUCAUUCAGGACGUAUAGGCUGCAGACUGACAGGGGUCCAUACAGGGUUUCAAAUAAAAUCUACUGGAAAAAAAAUAUACUUUGUCAAAAUAAUUAUAUAAGUAACACAUGAGCCACUGACAUCUGGAGUGUUGGAACUUUUGUCAUUUGCAGUGAUGCAAAAGGACAAAUUACUGUAAAUUGAUU